CCAACCAUCACUUGUCACCACCCGAUAGACCAAACACCAACAUGGCCGACGACGAGCUGGCGACACGUGCCCCCGAGAGCGACGCUCACGAGACGACUGCGACGACGACGACGACGACCGAGACGAGCCCCAUUCCUGGCGAUAGCAAAGCAGAUCAGGGUGCCGCGAGCUUGGGGGAACACUGCACUACCGAUCGCCCCACGCCAUCUGGCGAGCAACCGACCGGCGAGAUUGCCAAAUUCAACGAUGUCGACACAUAUAUCGCAAAGCCUGCAGACUACCCUCACACGCCUUCCAAGCUGCUCCUGCUCUUGACCGGCGGCACCGGCAUCCAUUCCGUCAAUAACCAACUUCAAGCCGACAAAUUUGCCGCAGAAGGCUUCCUUGUCGCCAUGCCUGACCAAUUCGCCGGCGAUCCCGCCACCUCGGUGUCACAUAAUACGACAACACCUGCCGAACAGAAUCCCAGCAUUCUCGAGCAAGUCAAGCUUGGCAUCGCCUCUGUUGCCAAGUCCUUCACCAUCGACAUGUGGCUAGCUCGUCACACCUCAGAAAAGGUCCUGCCGAUCCUCCAGAAAGCCAUAGAUGGCAUCAAGGAAGAAUUUGCCGACGCAGUCGCACAUGGGAAUGGCAUCUACGCCGUAGGAUAUUGCUUUGGGGCCAAGUACGUUCUGCUUCUGGGCUCUGAGCUAUAUGCAGAUGUGGCAGCUGGACAACGAUCGCCGGAAACGGAAGCAGAGGAAGGCAUGGCGAAGAAGGGGCCUGCUAUCAAGGUGGGAGCCAUCGCUCACGGCACGCAAAUCACAGUCGGCGAGCUCGAGAAUUGCAAAGUGCCGCUGUCCAUCGUCGCAGUCGAGGACGACAGCCUGUUCCCAGACGAGAUCCGAGAAGCAGGUGUCAAGAAGCUGCAGGAGAAGAGCACGGAGCAUGAGGUCCAGGUGUAUCCUGGAGUGCCCCAUGGUUUUGCUGUGUUGGGUGACUAUGAAGACGCAACGAUCAAGGAGAAGCAACAGGAUGCGUUUCAGCAAUUACUGCAGUGGCUCAAGUCACACUGAGCCGUUAGUUGCGUCAAUAACUGAUCAUAUACAUGUAGCUCAGAGCAUUCCAUGACCAGAGAGAGAGAUGUCCGCUCGCCUAUCAUUGAAU
Messenger RNA from Sphaerulina musiva SO2202, 1146 nucleotides. Its product is annotated as alpha/beta-hydrolase. The transcript has 5 exons. The coding region runs from base 42 to 1055 and encodes 337 amino acids. Lineage: Eukaryota; Fungi; Ascomycota; Dothideomycetes; Mycosphaerellales; Mycosphaerellaceae. Gene Ontology annotation, molecular function: hydrolase activity. The record is from RefSeq and is a predicted model, not a curated record.